This is a messenger RNA of Suncus etruscus (white-toothed pygmy shrew), 1894 nucleotides long. It is a transcript of the gene P3H4, whose product is annotated as prolyl 3-hydroxylase family member 4 (inactive). The transcript is spliced from 8 exons. The record is from RefSeq and is a predicted model, not a curated record. Gene Ontology annotation, biological process: collagen fibril organization; peptidyl-lysine hydroxylation. Bases 132 to 1451 code for a protein of 439 amino acids. Gene Ontology annotation, molecular function: protein binding; collagen binding. Gene Ontology annotation, cellular component: endoplasmic reticulum. Lineage: Eukaryota; Metazoa; Chordata; Mammalia; Eulipotyphla; Soricidae.
AAGACCCAGCAGGCUGGAGCUGGGGAUCUCCUCCGCCCCCCCAAUCCACGCGCGCCCUCCCUCCGCCCGCGGGGCCUGCACCGGGCUGGGCUGGGCAGGGCAGAGCGCGCGGGCCGGGCACGAGUGCGGGCAUGGGGCGGGCGGCGUGGGCGCUGCUGCUGCUGUGGCUAUUGCUGCUGGGCCGUACCCGGGCGCAGUACGAGAAGUACAGCUUCCGUGGCUUCCCACCCGAGGACCUGAUGCCCCUGGCCGACGCCUACAGCCACGCGCUGGAGCAAUACGAGGGCGAAAGCUGGCACGAGAGCGCGCGCUACCUGGAGGCGGCGCUGCGGCUCCACCGGCUGCUGCGGGACAGCGAGGCCUUUUGCCACGCCAACUGCAGCGGCUCUGCACCCCCCGAACCCCUGCCCGAUGGCCCCCAAGCCGACCCCUGGGCCCACGAGCUGCAACUCUUUGGCCGCGUCCUGGAGCGCGCCGCCUGCCUGCGCCGCUGCCAACGCUCGCUGCCCGCUUUCCAGGUGCCCUACCCGCCCCGCCAGCUGCUGCGGGACUUCCAGAGCCGCCUGCCCUACCAGUACCUGCACUAUGCGCAUUUCAAGGCUAACAGGCUGGAAAAGGCGCUGGCCGCGGCCUACACCUUCCUGCAGCGGAACCCGAAGCACGAACUCACCGCCAAGUAUCUCAACUACUACCGUGGGCUGCUGGAUGCCGAGGACGAGCCGCUCACGGACUUGGAGGCGCAGCCCUACGAGGCCGUGUUUGUCCGGGCCGUGAAGCUCUACAACAGCGGGGAUUUCCGUGGGAGCACUGAGGACAUGGAACGAGCGCUAGCUGAGUACCUGACCGUCUUUGCACGGUGUCUGGCUGGCUGCGAGGGGGCCCAUGAGCAGGUGGAUUUUAAGGAUUUCUACCCGGCCAUAGCAGAUCUCUUUGCAGAAUCCCUUCAGUGCAAGGUGGACUGCGAGACCGACCUGACCCCCAACGUGGGUGGUUACUUCGUGGAGAAGUUUGUGGCCACCAUGUACCACUACCUACAGUUUGCCUACUACAAGUUGAAUGAUGUUCGCCAGGCGGCCCGCAGUGCAGCCAGUUUCAUGCUCUUCGACCCCCAUGACAGCAUCAUGCAACAAAACCUGGUAUAUUACCGCUUCCACCGAGCUCGCUGGGGCCUGGAGGAGGAGGAUUUCCAGCCCCGAGAGGAGGCUGUACUCUACCACAACCAGACCACUGAGCUGCGGGAGCUGUUGGAGUUUGCACACCUCUACCUGCAGUCAGAUGAUGAAAUGGAGCUGGAGGAGACAGAUCCCCCUGCAGAACUGGAGACCCCACCAUCGGAUGCUGAGUUUGAAGGGGAGGGCGACUACGAGGAGGGCAUUUAUGCCAACUGGUGGCAGGAGCCUGAUGCCAAGGGCGACGAGGCUGAAGCAGAUCUGGAACCUGAAUUAGCAUGAGAAGAGAUCCAUGCCUGGACCCCUCAAAAGCUGAGGAAGCCUGGGGCCAGUGACACCCCCUGUCAGCCUGGGCAGCAGCAAGAACUAUUUAUUAAAAGUAUGUGAUGGGGGGCCGGAAUGAUAGUACAGCAGGUAGGGUGCUUGCCUAGCACACGCCGAUCCCCAGCAUCCCAGAUGGUCCCUGAGCAUUGCCAGGAAUAAUUCCUGAGAGCAGAACUAGGCGUGACCUUUGAGCAUCACUGGAUGUUGCCCCAAAACAAAGCAAAACAAAAAUGUGCGAUGGACAGAGCUGGCCGGGCCCCUCCUGUCACCCCAGGAAUGUGCUGCAGGAGUGUGCAGACUCUCUGGGUCCCCAGCACAGGUUUGUGGGGUGCUGUUCCUGCCACAGCCCUACCCAAAGCCCCAGGCAUUUUGGACAGGCUCCUGGGAAAUCUCUGCUCCUC